Messenger RNA from Pelmatolapia mariae (spotted tilapia), 1320 nucleotides. Its product is annotated as P2Y purinoceptor 1-like. Bases 1 to 963 code for a protein of 320 amino acids. Gene Ontology annotation, cellular component: membrane. The record is from RefSeq and is a predicted model, not a curated record. The transcript has a single exon. Gene Ontology annotation, molecular function: neuropeptide receptor activity. NCBI's taxonomy places the organism in Eukaryota, Metazoa, Chordata, Actinopteri, Cichliformes, Cichlidae. Gene Ontology annotation, biological process: G protein-coupled receptor signaling pathway.
AUGAAUACAACUUACUGGUUUCAUUCAGUCUAUGAGUAUACAACUCUGCCUGCUAUUUACACCUUUGUCUUCAUCAUUGGUCUCGGAGCUAAUGUAUGGGGACUAAAGUCUCUGCUGCAGAAAUGGAAAAUUCUUGGACAUAUUAAUGUGUUUCUUCUGAACCUUGGAAUUGCUAAUUUUUUGUUCCUGCCAACUCUCCCAUUUUUGUCAGCGUACUAUUUUAUGGACAGUAAAUGGAUAUUUGGAGAUGCCUUCUGCAAGAUCACAAGAUUCUGCUUCAACCUGAAUUUAUACGGCAGCAUUGGAUUCCUCACCUGUAUUAGUGUCUACAGGUACCUGGCUAUUGUCCAUCCAAUGAAAGCGAUGGGAAGAAUAACUGUGACUCACUCUGUAGCUAUCUCAGUUGUGGUUUGGCUGUUGGUGAGUGCUGAAAGUUUUCCAGAUAUGUUCUUCCCUAAAAACUCAAAAAAUAAAACUGAAAAAUGCUACCAUACCACCUCUUAUGACUAUGUGGAGGAUUACCUGAAAUACAGUGUUGGCUGGACUCUCACUGGGUUUGUUAUCCCAUUCCUUAUCUUACUUGGCUCCUAUGGACAUGUGACUCUUGUUCUCUGCCGCAUUAAUACCAUUGAUAAGGUGGUGAAACAAAGAAGCUUAAAGUUGAUGUUCAUCUUGAUUUUGCUCUUCUCGGUUUGUUACAUCCCCUAUCAUAUUUUUAAGAACUUCAGCCUUUAUUCAAGAGUUUUGAUCAAACAGAAGAUGCGUCCAGCAUGGGAUGAGGGAGUGCUUAGCGCUCAUCAGAUCAGUCGUGGUCUUGUGUGUCUGAAUAGUGUUUUGAACCCCUUGGUUUACCUCCAUGUCAUGGAUAUUCCCGCUCAAAUCAGACAGAUGCUUCAGCGGUUUCGUCAGAUCUUCGUGUCAGAGUUCAGCAGUGUACCAGUGGCACAAAGUGCAGAUGUUUAACAGGAGUUUGGCAUGAAUGAUUGAGUUUGUUUAUUAUACUGUGCUUCAUCCAGUUAAUUAUUGCUCUUUUUUUCCUGAAACAACAGUUUGGGCACAGGUUACUAUAUAAAUGUAUAUAAAUACUUCUAUCAAAUCAGACAGAUGCUUCAGCGGUUUCGUCAGAUCUUUGUGUCGGAGUUCAGCAGUGUACCAGUGGCACAAAGUUCAGAUGUUUGGUCUGUUGCCUUGUAUAUUGUGAAUAACUGAAACCCAGUGGAACACAUUUUCUCUUUUGGUUUAAAACACAUUGUCUUUUUUUUGUAUGCAUGAUUGUAAUUGCUCUGAAUAAGCUUCACUCAUUUUGACAGAGUCAGUAUC